CAAGUCAUCGACUUCAGUAUUCGCACACCGCACCCCACCCCCACCUCUUCUUUCCCCUCUCUCUCCCCUCGCCGUCGCGGUCGUCGCCGUCCGUGCGAGCCAUGGAUCUAGGCGCUACCCGCCGAGGGCGCCUACCGAUCCACCUCUUGUUGGCGUCGCUCACCGUCCUCGUGGUCCUCACCGUGCGCUCCAGCGCCGAAGUCAUCACUCUCACCGAAGAGACCUUCUCCGACAAGAUAAAGGAGAAGGACACAAUUUGGUUUGUGAAAUUUUGCGUCCCCUGGUGUAAACACUGCAAGAACCUUGGAACACUAUGGGAGGACCUGGGAAAGGUUAUGGAAGGUGAGGAUGAAAUUGAGAUAGGGCAAGUUGACUGUGGUGUCAGCAAACCAGUAUGCUCAAAGGUGGAUAUCCAUUCCUACCCAACAUUCAAGGUGUUUUAUGAAGGCGAAGAAGUAGCAAAAUAUAAAGGACAUAGGGAUGUGGAAUCACUGAAGAACUUCGUGUUGAGUGAAGCUGAGAAAGCAGGUGAGGCGAAGCUCCAAGCUGAUUGAGGCAGGGUACUUUCAGCAAGCAUGUGGCGCAGACAAGGAACAAUGCUUUGCAACACUGUCCUGUAUCCUGGCAUUUACAAAGCCAUUUUACAGGAAAGAAAUGACCUUGUAUCUGAGUAUUCGUCUUCAAAAGUACAAGUCCGAAUCAGUUCAUGAAAGCUAUACUCCAUACCAUAGGUUUCAUCACAUUUUUGAUAAACUUAAGUAAUGAUUAGAAUGCAACGAUACAAAGGUCUGUUUGUGUCACUUGCGCAUCUCCCAACAGUUAAACUGGUGGUUGAAUGUAAAUUUAUGCGGCAUGUUGGAACUGACCCCCUUCA
Sorghum bicolor (sorghum) is the source of this 874-nucleotide messenger RNA. Its product is annotated as protein disulfide isomerase-like 5-1. The transcript has 4 exons. The record is from RefSeq and is a predicted model, not a curated record. Gene Ontology annotation, cellular component: endoplasmic reticulum. Gene Ontology annotation, biological process: protein folding. Gene Ontology annotation, molecular function: protein disulfide isomerase activity. The coding region runs from base 102 to 554 and encodes 150 amino acids. NCBI's taxonomy places the organism in Eukaryota, Viridiplantae, Streptophyta, Magnoliopsida, Poales, Poaceae.